CCAUCACUUUUUUUUUUCAUUUCCCAUUUUGUUACUGUUGCAGAGAUGGAGGACCGCCGCCGGCGAGCCGGAGGUGGGAAGGACCGGAUCAGCGGCCUUCCUGACGAGCUGCUGCACGUCAUCCUCCGCUGCCUCCGCUCUGCGCCCGCCGCCGCGCGCACCAGCGCGCUCUCCCGCCGCUGGCGUCGCGUCUGGGCCCACAGAUCAGAUCUAGUUUUUGGUGACGACCUAAUUCGUGGCGUGGAGGGCGGCGGAAUCUCGUUCCUCGACGCCUUAGACGCCGCCCUCGCCGCCUACUCCGACGACCCGGCCGUCCACGUCGGCAGACUCAAGAUCACCGUGCCUCGGACAUGCGGGGCGAAGGUGACCGGCCGCCGCGUCGCGCCGUGGCUGCGUUUCGCGUCGCGACGCCUCGCGGGCACGUUCUACCUCUUUGUGCCUUAUCAUUGGCAUCCAUCGCCGCGGGCCAACCUCGAGGACGACGAGCUCGAGCUGCCCCCGUCCGGCGGAGCGACGGUGAUAGACCUUCGGCUCGGAUCACGGUUCCACCUCCAUAUCCUGCCGGCCGGCACUUUCGCAGUGCUGGCUGACCUGAAGAUCCACUCAGCCACCGUGGUGGGCCGGGAGCUGGAGGUCCUCGUGUCCUCGCAGUGCCCGCGCUUGCGGAAUCUCGAUCUGGUCGUCAACCUGCUCGCCGCCUCUGACAUCGCCGUGCGCUCCUCCACGUUACGGAGACUGAAGUUCUAUGUGCUGGACACACGCCGGCUUCACAUCGCCGCUCCUAUGCUCGAAGUUCUGGAUGUUUCACAGGUCGCCGAUGCCCACAUCGCUGCACCGAAUCUCGUCGAGGUUCUCUUGAGCAGCACAAAUGUUUUCUUUGCCGACACCGGGCGCCAUCUCCGGCGGUUAGCCAUCAUGUUGUGCUCUGCGACGGCACCGUUGAUGCGGCGGCUCGACUCGGUCAACUAUUUGCAACUUCAAAUCCCCAGUGUAACAGGGCGCUACAGGACAGGGUGGCACGAACUUCUUCCGAAGUGUGAGAUCUUGUGUGUAUCAUCCUCAGGGUUGAAUGUCCAUGCCUUUGAACCAUUCUUGCUGCAUCUCCUGAGGAAAGGAAACACUAUACGGAAGCUGCUUCUAUACUUCGCAUUUCCUUUGAUGAAACCUUACUGCUCUUUGGAUUGUCCCUGCCGGUUACCUGUGAGUCCCAUGACGAAUAAAACUAUCCUUGAUUCACUUGAAGAGAUAGAGAUACAUGUCGGAGGAUCAGCGCAUAAAGUGGAUAAAUUUGUGGAGUUGCUAAAGCAGUUGUUGUCCAAUAUAUGGAGCACAACAACACUAGUGAAGCUUAAGAGUGUGGAAAUGAACAUGUUGUGCCCUGAUUCUCCCCUAAGCGACGAGCUAUGCAAGAAGAUCCGUGGGAUGUGUCCUUCAAAUAUCAGAAUCAAAUCUAAUGUGUUUCCUGAGGGGCUCCCUCAGGAUUAGAAACUAUUCCUGUAGGAGCUCUGUGCAUGUGAGGUUGGACCAUGUUCAGAACAUAAAUCAUGUUAUGCUCUAUUGAGAAAGUCAUUGUAUGUGCUUUAUUAAACGUUGUUUAGCCGAUAGUUGUCUCCUUGUCAGCUCUCCGUCCUAGCUGUCAAAGCCUGUUUUGGCUCUGUUUUCUGAACUUUGUAACCUGUUUGUACUGUAUUAUCAGUGAAAGCAGCUGUGUUUGCCUUUGGUAAAAAUUGAAAAAAAGCCGUGGUAUGUGAUA
Molecule: messenger RNA, 1753 nt
Organism: Lolium perenne
Lineage: Eukaryota; Viridiplantae; Streptophyta; Magnoliopsida; Poales; Poaceae
Product: F-box protein At4g22280
Molecular function (GO): protein binding
Source: RefSeq, a predicted model, not a curated record